This is a messenger RNA of Erythranthe guttata (spotted monkey flower), 1402 nucleotides long. RefSeq names its product peroxidase 64. Gene Ontology annotation, molecular function: peroxidase activity; heme binding. Gene Ontology annotation, biological process: hydrogen peroxide catabolic process; response to oxidative stress. NCBI's taxonomy places the organism in Eukaryota, Viridiplantae, Streptophyta, Magnoliopsida, Lamiales, Phrymaceae. The record is from RefSeq and is a predicted model, not a curated record.
UGAUAGGAGUAAAUUAUAUGCAUUUGACAAAGUUGGUAAUAUAGACAAAAGAAUAAAGUAAAAUGUAACAUGCAUUAAUAAUUCACACAAAUCACAUCCAACAAUGCUUAGAACACAAGAUUCCAUAUCAAACAUAUAUAUAGGGAUCAAGGGCCAUAGUUUUUUUCUACAUUACAAAUCUUUUUAGAAUAUCAGAGAAAAAAUAAAACCUACAAAAAUAAAAAAUAAAAAGAAAAUAUCAAUAUGGGAUUCAUAGUAGCAUUAAUAUUAUGCUCAAUAGUCUCAUCAUUUUGUUCAUCAGCAAAUUCACUGAGUCUGAAUUAUUACAGCAAAACAUGUUCGAACGUCGACUCCAUUAUCAGCAAAGUCGUUAAGGAUGCAACAUCGAAAGACAAUACCGUCCCUGCAGCGCUUCUCAGGCUACAUUUCCAUGAUUGCUUCAUAAGGGGGUGCGAUGGUUCGGUGUUGCUGGAGUCCAACGGUGGUAACAAAGCAGAAAAAGACGGAGCUCCGAAUCUUUCUCUGCAUGCGUUUUUCGUGAUAGAAAAUGCAAAGAAGGCAGUCGAAGCUGCUUGCCCGGGCAUCGUCUCCUGUGCUGAUAUCUUGGCCUUGGCUGCUAGAGAUUCUGUUGUCCUAGCUGGUGGGCCGACAUGGGAAGUUCCGAAAGGAAGAAAAGAUGGACGAACAUCAAAAGCCACCGAAACCGCAAAAUUGCCAUCUCCAGCUUUCAACAUUUCUCAACUUCAACAAAGCUUCUCUCUACGAGGCCUCUCAACGGAUGACCUCGUGGCUCUUUCAGGUGGGCACACACUAGGGUUCUCGCACUGCUCGUCGUUCGAGAAAAGGAUCCACAACUUCAACUCGACCCACGAUGUGGACCCCACCAUGCACCCGUCGUUUGCAGCGAGCUUGAAAAAUAUCUGCCCCGUUAAUAACAACGUCAAGAACGCUGGCGCCACCAUGGACCCUUCUUCUACGACGUUCGACAACACAUACUACAAACUUAUACUCCAAGGCAAAACCCUAUUUUCAUCGGAUCAAGCUCUACUCACCGCUCCAUACACGAAAAACUUGGUUUCUAAAUUCGCCAGCUCCAAAACGGCUUUCUACACUGCCUUUGCAAACUCGAUGAUUAAGAUGAGCAGCAUCAAUGGAGGGCAGGAGGUCAGGAAGGAUUGUAGGGCUGUAAACUGAAGGCUACUUUAGUAAUUUAGCACCAUAUAUUUUAGUAAUUAGCCUCUCUAUUACAGGCAUAUAUUAUCAUUGUGGUGAUGUUUUAGCAAGGAGAAUGUCCAAAAUACCCUUGUUAUUUUCUGUUGUGUGUCUGAAUUGUAAUCCGUGCUAGUUACUAUAAAAUUUUAUGCUACUUCAUGCUUUACUAUUAUUUAUAGGUGCAAAAAUC